CUGCGAGCCGCCCUCAUCCCUGGAGACCUCAGCCUGGGCAGCCCAGCCCAGCCCAGUUGGUACGCCGCCAUCGCCAUUUUUUGCGCCGUGAUUAGCUCGCCUCGACUACGUACCUGCUUUUUUCUUUCCUUUAUCAAUCUACCCACUCGGACCAACCUCAUAUCAUCGUGCCUUCCCUUCUGUGGCUGAGAACUCCCGGUCCUUCAACAAUCACCUUUACCUUUAUUCUGCCUUUCCCUUCUUCCAUCUUUUCCCCCUCCCACACCUUGUCCAUCAACUUGAUUACUGCACGUGCUUCCUUUCCUCAACGAUUCUCUACCAAACGACGAACAGCGACACCAACACACUAAUACUACCUACCUUCGCACUUCCUCAUGUCUCUUGCUGCCAGAGAAUGAGAGCUUGGUCGCAAUCUUCUGGAAAAGGCCGAACUCUACUGUGGAGGCCCGACACAUACCACCGAUAAUUCCGACAUCCAACGAAAAACCCGAUCGCCGACUUCAACACCGUACCUUAACUCUUUCAGUUGCGAUCCGUCCCAUCGCCGACUAUCCGAAACAUUCACAUCGUGCUGCUUGGGCCCGAUUACAAGGUCAACGCGCCGCGCCAAGCCUCUCAAGAACGUUCCAUCAGCUUUGGCCGCUCAGGACCUCCGUCCUGAAGCCCUUUCCAUCUCCGCCGUAACCUUCCUUCAACCUCGACAUCCGCAGUCUCCGUCUUUGCGCUCUCUUUUAAUAUCCACGGCCCAGAAUGGACCAACAAUACUUGACGUCGCCGACGUCGUUUCGACUGGCAGAUAUGGCUCAAAACGUAUACGAAAUGCCCCUCAUGGCUAUGAAGAAGCCUCACGAUUCACACCCCUCCAUGGGCAAUUUGGUUCUUCUCGUCUUCGAGGCUGUCCUCGAAGUCGUGUGCGUGAGCUUGCCGGGCUACAUCAUUGCCCGUCUUGGCCACUUUGAUGCUGAAAAGCAAAAGUUCUUGGCCAACCUCAAUGUCAUGCUGUUCACGCCAUGUCUUAUCUUUACCAAGUUGGCUUCGCAACUCAAUGCCGACAAGCUCCUCGAUCUCGCUGUAAUCCCCAUCAUCUUCAUCAUCCAGACUCUUGUCUCCUGGCUCGUCGCUACCGGCGUCGCCCGCGGCUUUGGCUUCAACCGCCGCGCUACUAACUUUGUCACGGCCAUGGGAGUCUUUGGAAACUCAAACUCCCUGCCCAUCUCCAUGAUCUUGUCCCUGUCGCAAACUAUCAAGGGGCUGCAUUGGGACAAGAUUCCCGGGGAUAACGAUGACGAGGUCGGUGCCCGUGGUAUUCUAUACCUCUUGAUCUUCCAGCAGCUCGGUCAGUUGGUGCGCUGGAGCUGGGGCUACCACGUGCUGCUUGCUCCCAAGGACAAGUAUCCCGAGUACCAGGACGAGCGCGUUGAGGAGGGACAAUACCCGGGAGAUCGCGAGACCGCUCCCCUAUUGAAUGAGUACGAUGACGGCACCGCUACUUCUCGUAGUCACUCGAGUGAUGACCUGUCCAACUAUGAGCCGGCUGGUCGCACCCCUGUUGCUAGCAGAUCCAGAGCCUCCCCCGCCGAUACCGAAGACGAGGACGACGACUACCUUCCCAAGAAGCCGAUGAAGACCAACGGUCUCGCACCCCUCAAUGGUAACCACCCCGUUUUCGACGGAAGUGGCGAUGAGAUAUCGUCCUUUCCCCGCAUUCGUAAUACGGAUGAACCCGAAAUCCCCGAGGGAGUCAAAGGCUACCCUAGCCGCAUUAAGAACGCCUUCAAUAACGCCGUCACCUCUGCUAAGCAAUCGACAUCAAACUUCUUUGCGAGAGUCUACAACAGUUUGCCGAUCCCCUUCAAGACGAUUCUCUCGGCCCUAAGCCGCUUCGCCGGCAAGUUUUACAACUUUUUGUGGGAGUUCAUGAACCCGCCUCUGUGGGCCAUGCUCAGCGCCGUUGUUGUUGCCUCUGUCCCGGCUCUGCAGAAGAUCUUUUUCGAAGAGGGAUCCUUCAUCAAGAACAGUUUCACGGAUGCUGUUCAGUCCAGUGGUGGCGUCGCUGUGCCCUUGAUCCUGGUUGUUCUUGGUGCCAACCUCGCUCGCAACACGCAAAAGAGCGAGAAGAUGCGGGAUCCUGAGGAGGACCAGAUCGGAACCAAGCUCCUUGUCGCAUCCUUGGUGUGCCGCAUGCUCCUGCCGACUUUGAUCAUGACUCCUAUUCUGGCCGUCUUCGCCAAGUAUGUGCCAGUCAGCAUUCUGGAUGACCCCAUCUUUGUCAUCGUCUGCUUCUUGUUGACCGGCGCCCCGAGUGCUCUCCAACUGGCUCAGAUUUGUCAAAUCAACGAGGUUUACGAAAGUGUCAUGUCGAGAAUCCUCUUCCAGAGCUACGUUAUCUGGAUUCUUCCAUCAACCUUGGUGCUCGUCAUGUGCGCUUUGGAGGUCGUAGAGUGGGCCGCAUAGGCUCCCUGGUGAUUUCUUUUGUUCUGGCGGAGGGCACAAGGUAGUAGGCAAUAUAAUGGUGCCGUUGAUUUUCAACAGAAAUGGUUGAGGCGUUCAGGUACCCUCAAGACACGACGUGGCUCGGGGCAAAAGCAAAACAUGAAUUGGCCCUUUGCCAUGUAUUAUUACAGCACAAGCGGAUUGGGAGGCAGUGGACUCCUGCGUACUCUGAGUCUGAGAUAUCAGGUUUUUUGACGGGAUUUGUUUUCGUCAUCGACGUUUAGCAAUGUUACAGCGAGUGUACAUAGUAAUAAUAGG
Messenger RNA from Colletotrichum scovillei, 2751 nucleotides. Its product is annotated as membrane transporter. NCBI's taxonomy places the organism in Eukaryota, Fungi, Ascomycota, Sordariomycetes, Glomerellales, Glomerellaceae. Gene Ontology annotation, biological process: transmembrane transport. Bases 751 to 2454 code for a protein of 567 amino acids. Gene Ontology annotation, cellular component: endoplasmic reticulum; membrane. The transcript has 3 exons. The record is from RefSeq and is a predicted model, not a curated record.